Rhinocladiella mackenziei CBS 650.93 is the source of this 543-nucleotide messenger RNA. RefSeq lists its product as uncharacterized. The transcript has a single exon. Gene Ontology annotation, molecular function: N-acetyltransferase activity. Gene Ontology annotation, biological process: protein acetylation. Bases 1 to 543 code for a protein of 180 amino acids. Lineage: Eukaryota; Fungi; Ascomycota; Eurotiomycetes; Chaetothyriales; Herpotrichiellaceae. The record is from RefSeq and is a predicted model, not a curated record.
AUGGCCGAAACCCAAACUUCAACUUACAAAAUCUGCUACGCCACCCAAUCCGACGUCCCGGUGAUAUUGCAGUUAGUCAGAGAACUCGCAGCGUACGAAAAGGCCCUCCAUGAAGUCCUCGCCACCGAACAAACUCUCCGCGAUACGCUUUCUUUCCCAGACUCUAAUGCCCCGGGUGGCUUUACACCAGGCUUUGCAAAGACACUGCUCAUAUCCGCCGCAGGAGAAGACCAAAUCGCAGGCCUAGCGCUUUACUUCCACAAUUACAGUACAUGGAAUGCUGCUCCGGGGAUAUAUCUCGAAGAUCUCUUUGUGAGGCCUGCGUAUCGGGGGAAAGGAUUCGGAGGCGCGCUGAUACAGGCUCUGGCGCGUGAGUGCGCGAGACUGGGAUGUAAGAGGCUGGAGUGGAAUGUGUUGAAGUGGAAUGAGCCGAGUAUUCAGUUUUAUCAGAGUGAGAGUGUGGGAGCGACGAGGAUGGAAGAAUGGGUGGGUAUGAGGGUUGAUGGGGAACGAUUGGAAAGGUUGGCGAGGAAAGACGGGUGA